Molecule: messenger RNA, 606 nt
Organism: Colletotrichum godetiae
Lineage: Eukaryota; Fungi; Ascomycota; Sordariomycetes; Glomerellales; Glomerellaceae
Exons: 1
Coding region: 85-582 (165 amino acids)
Source: RefSeq, a predicted model, not a curated record
GAGACGGGCACUGGCACCAAGACCGGCACCAGCAAGUCCAAGUCGACCUCUUUCGAUGACACAGACCCGGCUGGUGGCAUUACCAUGAUCACGCCAGCGGCCACGGCCCAGUCGAUCAACCUCUACAAAAUCGGAGACUUCGUCACCUGGGGAUGGAACUACACAGACCUUCAGGCCUCUCCUACAGCCAUUGAUGUUCUUGUUUCGUGCUCUUCCAUGGCCCAGACCUGGACAUUGACACAGAACAUGACCUUUGCUCAGCCCGCCUCCUUUACCUGGGAUUCGAGCGUGCAGGCGACCGACCCCUCAGCGCCGCUGCGAAACGACGAGUACACUCUGGUUAUCUUCGACGCGGAAUCGAGCAUCAGUGCUACCGCUCAGCCUGGCUAUCUGGGCGUUUCCAGCAGCUUCAAAUUCGGCAUGUACAAGGCUCAAGAAUACAAGCCCCUGAACGAGUGGAACUGCGCAACGUGCUCUGCUGCGUCUGGUCUCGAUAGCAAGGCUCUCGGCAUGGCUGUCGGUAUGAGCAUCGUCACGGUGGCUAGUUUCACAUGGUUUGUGGCGGGAGUGGGCAUGUUUUAAUGACGUGUUCUAUAAUGACCAAAA